AAAUGUCUGAAAGUAGUUCCGAGUACAAAACCCAGAAGCCAAAAGGUGUUUUCUCCACUCUAAUGGCGGAUGGGGACUGGUUGCUCCUCAAGGGAGAGUGUGAGAAGGCUGUGGAGAGCUACACCACGGCUCUCACUCUGAAGCCCGAUGACAAGAACUGCUUUGUGGGUCGCUCCAAGUGUUACCUGAAGAUGGGUCAGUAUGACAAAGCCCUGAAGGACGCCGAGGCUUCACUGCAGGAAGACAAGGCCUUUUUUGAGGGUUUGUACCAGAAGGCUGAAGCCUUAUACUGCAUGGGAGAGUUUGAGUACGCUCUGGUCUUUUACCACCGAGGACUGAAGCUGCGUCCCCAAAUCCAAGAGUUCCACGUCGGUGUCCAGAAGGCCCAGGAGGCCAUAGAGAACUCAGUCAGUGUCCCUGUCCACGUCAUCAAACACAAGAUUAUUCAUGGAGACUCCUCAAAGAUCCAAAAAGAUGAAGAGAAUACAACAACAGCAAAGCAACCUCAGACCUCCAAGAUGAAAAAAGCAACAAAAAACUACCUGGGAGAGUUCUAUGAGGACAGGAAAUAUCUGGAAAAGCUGCUGAAAGAUGAAGACUUGGUGAAGGGGAGGACGAGGAGAGGAGAACAUCUGCAGGACGUCAUCCAGAGCUGCCUCACCUACCUGGACGACUGCGCUGAGUUCUGGAACCAGCAGAAGCCCAGACCUUCUCCAGCUAAAGACCAAAGGCCAAAGCGGGACAAGUCUCGUCUCCGCGUCUCCUCCUCGCAACCGACAGACUUCCUGCUGAAGAGCAUGGAGGACAUAAACGCAGAUCUGGCAUCGGGAAAGACCAGAAGGGGUCUUAAGAAGGCUCGGGAGGUCCUGCAGACGGUGCAGGGAUGGUCGGAGAAGGACGUGCCGGACAGAGACGAGCUUCUGGGAAGCCUGCACAGCUGCAUGGGGAAUGCUCUGAUGGACCUGGGGGAGACGGACAAAGCGCUGGAACACCACCAGAAAGACUUGGACCUGGCUGGAAAGUGCAACCUUCCUCAUGCAAGGUCCAGAGCUCUGGAAAACUUGGGCUCCGUCCACGCCGCCAUGGGGAACUUCACGCAGGCCAUCCAGUGCUGGGGGAAGAAGAUUCCGUUGGUUCAAGGCGAUGCGGAGAAGGCGUGGCUGUUCCACGAGAUCGGUCGCUGUCACCUGGAGCUGGAAGACCACGAGGAGGCCCGAGACUUUGGCCUGCGUUCGGCUGCUGCGGCGCAGGAAAGCGGCGAUGAAAAAUGGCAGAUCAACGCUCAUGUUUUGGUGGCACGAUCAGAAGGAAAACUUGGGAACUUUGAGUCGUGCAUGUCACACUACGAGCGAGCUCUGACGCACGCCAAGCUGCAAAAAAACGAGGACGCCGCAGUCGCCAUUCAAAAGGCUAUUGAUGGAACGAAGCAGCACCUGUCAAGAUGAGGAUAUCUUCUGAUUGAUAAUUAGACUGAUCGAUCUCUGAUGGUCAUGAUAUUUGUGAGUGAAGUUAUUAAUAGGGGAACAUUACAUACAAUUUACAACACCUUCCCAUAUUUUCUGUAGAAAUGUAUGGAUGAAAAUUUACAGAAUGU
Molecule: messenger RNA, 1594 nt
Organism: Entelurus aequoreus (snake pipefish)
Lineage: Eukaryota; Metazoa; Chordata; Actinopteri; Syngnathiformes; Syngnathidae
Gene: odad4
Product: outer dynein arm docking complex subunit 4
Exons: 11
Coding region: 3-1445 (480 amino acids)
Cellular component (GO): cytoplasm
Molecular function (GO): protein binding
Source: RefSeq, a predicted model, not a curated record